Messenger RNA from Lodderomyces pseudojiufengensis, 738 nucleotides. RefSeq names its product Ras family GTPase (gene RSR1). The transcript is spliced from 2 exons. NCBI's taxonomy places the organism in Eukaryota, Fungi, Ascomycota, Pichiomycetes, Serinales, Debaryomycetaceae. Gene Ontology annotation, molecular function: GTP binding; GDP binding; GTPase activity. Bases 1 to 738 code for a protein of 245 amino acids. The record is from RefSeq and is a predicted model, not a curated record. Gene Ontology annotation, cellular component: plasma membrane. Gene Ontology annotation, biological process: signal transduction.
AUGAGAGACUAUAAAGUCGUUGUUCUUGGUGCUGGUGGGGUUGGAAAAUCCUCAAUAACAGUUCAAUUUGUUCAAGGUGUAUAUAUUGAAAGUUAUGAUCCAACAAUUGAAGAUUCAUAUAGAAAACAAAUAGAAGUUGAUGGACGUGCAUGUGAUUUGGAGAUUUUGGAUACCGCUGGGGUUGCUCAAUUUACAGCUAUGAGAGAACUUUAUAUAAAAAGUGGAAAGGGAUUCCUUUUAGUAUAUUCAGUAACUGACGAAAACUCAUUAAAAGAAUUAUUAGCCUUACGUGAACAAGUCUUAAGAAUCAAAGAUAGUGAUAAUGUUCCAAUGGUUUUAAUAGGUAAUAAAUGUGAUUUAGAUGAAGAUAGAGUUCUUUCCAUAGAAGAUGGAGUCAAAGUUAGUCAAGAUUGGGGUUUAGUACCAUUUUAUGAAACUAGUGCGAUGUAUAAAACAAAUGUUGACGAAGCUUUUAUUGAUGUUGUGAGACAAAUAAUGCGAAAAGAAGCAGCAAUUAGUGCUGAAAGGAAACAACAAAAGGAAAAGCAAAAAUUAGAUCAAUCAAAUAAUAACAUUUUGACAGACAAUAAGAUUGAUAAUUCUACUAAUAACAGAAAUAAUAUUAAUAAUAAUAAUACUGAGCUUGAAAAGAGUUCGUAUCAGCAACAAAGAGACAAUCAAUCUACAAAAGUUCAUACAAAAUCAAGCUCUGGUAGUAAGUGUUGUGUGAUCAUGUAA